UUUGGUCUAGAUUUCGAAGAACUGGAGGACUAUGAAUCGGACGCAGGUCUUGGAAAUGGUGGUCUUGGCCGUCUCGCUGCUUGUUUCAUGGACUCGAUGACUAACUUAAAUCUGGCUGCCACUGGCUACGGCAUACGUUAUGAUUACGGAGUUUUCGAGCAGCGCAUUGUGGAUGGUUGGCAAGUUGAAGAACCGGAUGACUGGCUUCGUUAUGGCAAUCCAUGGGAAAGGUCCAGACAAGAAUUCGCUGUGCCGGUGCACUUCUACGGUCAGGUUGUGGUGAACUCACAAGGACGGAGGCUUUGGAUCGACUGUCAAACACUGUACGCUGUCCCCUAUGAUACACCGGUCCCUGGAUAUCUCACAAACACAUGUAAUACUCUUCGACUUUGGGCUUGUAGGGCUCCGAGAAGCUUUGAUUUUUCUAUCUUCAACACCGGUGACUACAUCAAUGCUGUUUGCGAUCGAAACGUGGCUGAAAACGUGUCCCGCGUCUUAUACCCCAAUGACAAUUGCUUUGAGGGGAAAGAACUGCGACUGAAGCAGGAGUUUAUGUUGGUGUCUGCCACACUGCAAGACAUUUUGCGGCGUUUUCAGCUAAUUGAUGACAAUGGCCCUCAACGUAAUGACUUCACUCGGCUGCCGGAUAAGGUAGCCAUCCAGCUGAAUGACACCCAUCCUUCCCUGGCCAUACCGGAAUUGAUGCGGCUGUUGGUCGACGUGGCGUCUGUCGAAUGGCAUAAGGCCUGGGAAAUUGUCGUCCGCACAUUUGCUUACACAAACCACACCAUCCUACCAGAGGCGUUGGAGCGCUGGCCAGUUGACAUGUUACAUCGUGUAUUGCCGCGCCACAUGGAGAUUAUCUUCAAGCUUAACUACGACUUUCUUCAGCUGGUUGCUAAACGCUUUCCAAACGACAGUGAGCGCAUUCGUCGUAUGUCCAUGAUUGAGGAAGAACCGAUAAAAACAGUCAAUACAGCCAUUUUGUGUGUCGUCGGUUCACAUACGGUCAACGGUGUGUCAGCUCUUCAUUCGAAAAUACUCACCAAUGAAACUUUCAAAGAUUUUGCCGAGUUGUGGCCCCACAAGUUUCAGAACAAAACAAACGGAAUAUCACCUCGACGUUGGUUACUACUUUGCAACCGCAAACUGGCUUCACUGAUUUCGACCAAAAUAAAUGAAGACUGGAUAACGCAACUUUGGAGGUUAGCUGAACUCAAGGAUGAAGCUGAAUCAAAGGAUUUUCUCGAGAAGGCAUUACAGGUGAAAGCAUUUAAUAAAAGAAGGUUAGCUGCCUAUAUCCGGAAAGAAUACGGCAUCGAAAUUGACCCGAAAUCGAUGUUUGACGUUCAAGUCAAACGCAUUCACGAGUACAAACGUCAGCUGUUAAACUGUCUACACAUCAUCACCCUUUACAAUCGCAUUCGGCAAAAUCCCAGUCUCAACAUCUGUGCCCGCACAGUGAUGAUAGGAGGAAAGGCCGCCCCCGGUUACCAUAUGGCCAAACUGAUCAUAAAGCUAAUCAACAAUGUGGCGAACAUGGUGAACACGAACCCAUUAGUGAAUCGGAAAUUAAAGCCGCUUUCGAUACAACGGUUCGAAUUACCAUGCUAA
Dicrocoelium dendriticum is the source of this 1614-nucleotide messenger RNA. NCBI's taxonomy places the organism in Eukaryota, Metazoa, Platyhelminthes, Trematoda, Plagiorchiida, Dicrocoeliidae. The record is from the annotation of a GenBank genome assembly.